UUUCGCGUAGAGAAAUUUUUGAACGUAUAGAAGUUGAAUUUGUAAUUAAAGGGAGAAAGAGUACAUGUUUGUAUACGCUCAUAUGAUCGUCUGCGUGUGUGUUUGAGUGAAUGUUGAAAAAGAGAUUUGCAACGAAAAAGAUAUAAUGAGGGUAAGAGAUAAAACGUUGUUCUAUAUAUAUAUAUACAUUAGUAAGAUUCAUAAAUGUACAUUUAGUUAAUCUAAUUACCAUAAACUAUACAAAUUUUUAAAAUUAUGCUCUGCGAUCGGUUAUAAGUUCAAUUUUAAUUGAUCUUAUCGCGUGAUUGCAUUCAAUUAAAUCUUUUAAUAAAUUACUGUAUUCUUUUAUACAAUUAUCUUUCAUUAUAUGCACUCCUCAUAUCAUAGUCAAUAGAUAAAAUAAGAUCCUGUAUCCUUUAUUGCAUGGUAUAUCUUUUGAUCGAAUCAUUGAAGUGCCAUCAGCUUAUCGUGGCGACUCGGUUUAGUUACAUCGCAUAAAAAAGAAAAAAACAACCAAGGUUUCGAUACAUGCACGGCUAUCACGAAACGCUAAUUAAUUGCAGUGCAAGCCUACCAGGUACAAAGACUGUUUUACAUUUUGCGUGCAGAUCCUCGUAAAACUACAUGCCUGUCAACUGAGGCGAAUUUCAAGAUGAUUUAUCGUCUCUCGCAAAACGAAGUUUUUCGCGGUGUUUCAUAGCUGCUGUUACUUACUCUUACGAACCACCGAAAGCCAACGUUUUCGCACAUGCAACUUGACGUUGCUCGCGUUGGUACGGCCUGUACCAUACACACGAAUAUAGAUACAUUUUAUCGUCACGAAUCAUUUAUAUUUUGUAUACUCGACUUUUCGUUUUUUUCUUCUUUUCUUUUUAUGAAAUUUUUCUUCUCAAAAAAAAUGUUUACGAUAUGACCGAUUCAUCUAGACAAUUUAAAUGAAAUACAGAAAAUAUUUGUAUUACUUGUUGAAAUUAUCGGAAGGAAGAAAUCAGAAUUCAGAGAUGUACAACCACAUAUACACCGUGCUUAAAAUAUCCUCGGCGAAAGUGAUACCGUCGGGCGAUGAAUUAUGAAUACCAUUUUCAUACACAUCCGCCUGUGUCAACACUGUUUCGUAGUAUAAAGCAACUUGACGAUGUACUAUACUUUGCAUAUGAUGCACGGCCACGUUUUCCUUUUCAUCGUGUAAGAAUACUCGGAGAGUACCGCGAGACAGACGUUUAUGCUACGAUGUUGGGGAUAACAAUGAGACAGGAAAGAAAUAAAGAAAAAAAGAAAAAAAAGAAAAGAAAAUAAAAUAGAAGAAAGAGGGUAGGGAAAUAGGGGGUGAGGGGUGAAAUUUUAGAACGAGUUUCGGUGAGAGUGAUUUACACCUUGGAAAAACUCUCUGACAUUUACGAUACCUACUCGCGAAUUAUUUAUAGCGGUUACCCGUGACGAUGUGUAACCCUCAAACUAUACUUUUCUACUCCUUUAUUCGCUUUAUUUUCUUUUCAUAAGACGACACGACGACAUAUCAUAACGAUAUCAACAUAUUUUUAUCUAUCUACAAUCUAAUAUUCCCAGACUUAAUAAAAUCCGAUAGAAUAUUGUCGAAAAUUCUUUGAUCUUUUCGCUGAUAAGUUACUCGUGAGAUUUAAAAAAAUAUAUAUCACUUGAUAUGUAUCAUAGUAACCUUGUUGGCUACUAUUUUACACGUCCUUGACAUUAAUAUUGUACUUUAACUAUUUAUAUAUGUAGGUGGAGCUUUAAUUAAUUUUAAUCUCAAAGUCUCGGAAGAAGAUUCGUUUAAACACCUAUUCGUUCAACAAACAUGACAAACAAUCGAGCACAGCUUAGAAAUCGAAUCUAUUCUCUAGGAAACGUUCGCCAAGUCUUGUUUAACUUGCACACAUGAGCUACGCAAGCGCUAGGAGAAGCUUAUAAGCUCUUUCCCUCCUUACUCUUCUCUUCAUCUUCUUCUUCUUCUUUCAUUCUCUCUCUCUCUCUUUCACUCCGUACCGAAAACUAUUAUGCACUUAAAGUCCUCUACGGUCUCUAGACAUAGUGUGCACAUAAAGGUGUAUUUAAAAUAAAAUAACUUUAUGUACGAUUGGCAAAGAGCUUCGAAAAAGCUGCCAUGAUUGCCAGUGUUUUGCGAUAGUUUGACUACUCGUUGUGGGGCUCAUCAUGAUGGACGAAAUUCCUCCGAAGACUUUGUACGUCGGUAAUUUGGACCACAGUGUUUCUGAAGAUUUGUUGUGUGCGCUGUUCUCGCAGAUCGGUGUUGUCAGAGGUUGCAAAAUCAUUCGAGAGAUGACAAUCGUGUUGGUUUGCGCGCUGCUGAUCAGUCAGCACGUAGGAGCUGUGGUAAACAAGGCGUUGCCUCAAGCAUCGUCUAAUGAAAAUGCCGAGGACAAAAAAAAUGAGAUUAAAGCAAGCGAAAGGAUAAGCAACUCCUAUGGACCACCCGCCGACGACUACGGACCACCGAUUGUAUCGGUGAAUGGUGGUUUCAAUGGGCCAGCACCCGUCUACGGACCACCGUUAAACAUUAAACCUCAUUACGGGCCACCGAAACAAACUUUUAACCCACCAAAGCUUCACUUUACUUCGCUAAAACAGCACUUCGGACCGCCGCUGCUUUCCUUCCCUUCGUUUAGACCACCAAAACCACAGUAUGGACCGCCGUUGAAGUUGAACACGCCUCCACUCGCCGGUUUCUCACAGGCAUCGUCUUUGCCAAAUCAUUUGGGACCCGUUAAGCCUGGACAUGGAUCACCCAUUCCUGUUUCCAUCGAGUCUUAUCGACCACGACCAGAGCCACUUCCUCUUCCAGUGAAUCCUGAGUACGGUCCACCUCCUCCCCUUCCACCUCCUCAAUUACCUAUUCAGUACGACCUGAGUAGCGCUAAUAUUCAUGGACCACCACCUCCACCUCCUGCAGGAGUUCCAGCACCUCCCACUCCACCUGACAUAAUGUACGACGGAUGGCAACCAAUAGCUGGAGUUGCCAAUCAAAAACAACAAGGAUCAACAUUCAAACACCAUUCAUCAUCUGAUAAUCACAAUUUGAAGUUAGUCGAAGAUACGACAAAUCCGAACGUGCCCAGUGAUUCUUAUGGUAUACCCAUUACUAAUCCAGAAGCUCAACAUCUGAAAACUUCUGUUCGUGAAUCUUCUGGUGACAAAAAUGGAUUGCCUCCACCGGCAUUACCAAUAUAUGAUGGUGAUCACAGUUCGAAUCACGGAUCAUCUUCGUCAUCGUCCUCUUUCCAUUCUGAUCAUCAACAACGCGAUCACCAUCAAUCUAAUUUAAAAUACAACAUUGGAAAUUCAAAUUCUCUUUCGAUCGUGAAAACUGUGGGUUUUGAGUUAUUACCCAAUACUGAAUCUCAGACUUCGGAUCUUCAAAAUUUGUCUCACGAAAGUAAUUCUGGCGUUUCUUCGUAUGAACACUCGUCGGGAUCUUUAAAUGUUGAUACUGGCUUGAACUCCGGACUUUCUGUGUUACCAUUGCAAGAAUUGGAUGAAUCAUCUCACUCAUUCGGAAACGAAGAAUCUCACGGAGUACACAAUGUGAAUGAUAUCACUUUGCAACAAUUACCGGAACUGCCAUCAGUUAAUUUUGGAAAGGCCAAUGGCUUCGCUGGUGGUUCUUUGCUACCGCCACCUACUGAUUCUUACGCAGCACCACCAAUCUCUUCGUAUUCACCAGACGGUCCGUAUCCAGCAGCUCAAUCUGGUCGUACUGGACCAACUUUCCCACCGUUUGGACCUUUCGGUGCUUCCUUUCCGAAACAUGGAUCGCAUCAUCACAGAUUUCACGGACACUUUAGAUUACACGGUCCUCCCUCAUCACCACCAGGGUCUUUAAUACCACCAAGAAAUCGAGAACCGAUCAAAUUUCGAGAACCAAUUCCCAUAGGACUGAUAUCCAAUCUUCAUCGUUACCUUCCAUCAUUACCUCCCAUCGAUCUGACAAAGCCACUUAAAUUACACGGUCCUCAUUUAUCGUUCGGCCCUCAACUACCUAGUUUAAACGCUCCUUUAUCAUUUCAUCAAUCAUCUCAAUCCGAUCAUUCCUUAUCGAACGUCUUCUCUAACAGUGGAUCAUUUGGCAAGUUUAAUUCACACAGUUUGAAUUCCCCAAUGGCUGCACCCAACGCACAAUAUGGAACUCCAUUGUCUUUCACCGAUUUCAACACGCCAGCUCCAGUUCCAACUUAUGGUGCACCUAAUUUUGGACCAGCGUCAACAUUCGGUUUUACGUCAAGCGGCUUUGGAACCAAUCUUUACGACGGAAUAGGAAAUGACCUGAGCAGCAUUUAUGGAACACCCGUCAUAGCAAAUCCACCUUUAGCCGUUACAACUGGUGAUUGUAAUUAUCGGCAAUUCAACAGCGUAGAGAACUUUGAUUUUGACAAGGGUAACAAUGAUCAUUUGUUACCACCUUCUGCUCCUCCAGCAUUACCAAGUUCAACGGGAGAGGAAGAUUAUUCUUUACUUAAAUCGCCACCAGCUUUACCUCCAAUUACUGAUUCUUUAAAUCAGUAUGUAGCACCACCUGUAAAUACGUUAGAUCUGGAAAAUUACGAGCAACAGAAAGUUAACUUGAAAGAUAGUUAUGGAAAUCCUAUAGGAGUCUCUUAUGAAUCAUCGAAUCAAGCGAUUGAUUCCCAUGGUCAAAGUAAUAAUCACAUUCAUUCGUCGACUACUGGAGUCAAAAAUAUUGUAUCUCUUUCCUCCUCCUCCUCCUCAUCAUCAUCAUCGUCAUCAUCGUCGUCAUCGUCAUCAUCAUCAUCAUCAUUAUCUACUUCCUCGUCUUCUAGUCCAUCCCAAAGUUCCUUCUCUUCAGGACUAUCGUUGCAUCAACACGGGGCUUCAGCCGAAGCAUUAACAGCUAGUUUAACGGCUCAAGGUUAUGGCGAGGCUAAAAGUUUAAGCUCAAACGAAGUGGAUGCUAGUCAAUACUUGAAGACUGACGAAGGAAGCCAAGCAUUAGCUUUGGCACAAGGUUUGACGGCCGAUGGACCAAGUGGUUUCCAAAUUCAGGGAUCUAAAGGCACCUAUACUCUACAAAUUCAACCUGCUGACGGUGGAUUAGGAACUGAGAAUUCUGAUGGUAGUAUAAGGCACGAUCAGGUUCUUUCAAAUGGCCUUCUUCAAGACAUCAUUGCAGCAAUCGAGCAACCGGAUCAAAGUCGAAUAGAACUUCAAGGUCCACCUCAAGCUCAACCAUUAGAAGAAUUACGUAAUGAUCAUCACUUAUCUGAAUCUAAUAGCCUUUCUCAUCAGAACGGACAUUAUAUUACAAUUCAAAGUAAGGAUAAUGAUGAAAUAAAUCAACUCAUUCGAGAAGCUAGCAAAAGAAGUGGUCAAACGUCCAAUAACGAUGGAGAAAAUUCAUCUAAAAACGAAGCAGUUGCUUUGUUUUUUAACAAUCAAUACGUCGACAACACGAGGAAAGAGACCAGAUCUGUUAACAAGGUGGAAAAACAAGCGGAUACUUCGAUGUCUACAACAAAUCAAAAAAGUGACAGCAAAACGAAAUUUUCUUGAAUUAUUUCGUGAAUGAUAGUGUGUUUCUGUGAAAAUCAUUUUUAAAUGCGUGGCUAAUUACGUAAAAAAUGGUGUUGUUACAUCUCGACAUAAAAGAAUAUUUUCCAUUUAGAUUUAAACUAAAUUAAAUGAAUUUCUAUCGAAUAUAAAACUCUGUGCUAGGAUUAUAGGUUUAUGGUGCUUCGUUCGUAUUGUCUUCGAUCGUAUCGAAAGAUCAAAGAUAUCCUAAUGGAAUAAGAAGACGUGCUUCGUUUGUAACGAAAAACAGGGAACGAGAAAUACGAUAGUUAACGAUCGACUCGUAUUAAAUGCUGUCGUCGGAAUAUCCAUCCCCCUGCACUCGAUGUAAUUCGAGUAAAACGCGAUAGAAGUGAGAACAGAAUCGAAGAGAUUGCUCAAGACUAUUUUUGUUUUUUUUUGUUGUUUUAGUUUACCUUUGAAAAGAGAGAAAGUAAUAAUUACACACACGUUGGCUAAUGUAUCGAUAACAAGUUAUUAGACGAGAAGAGUCUGCUUACUUAAGAACAUCACACCUCGAGUUAUCAGGAUGUUAUGUGUUCCUGGAAAGUUUAAUGUAUUAUUAUUAUAAUUAUUAUUAUUCAAAUACUAUUAUGUGUUUGCCGAGAAAUUUUGAGAAACCUGAGAAUACGUAAUUGCGAAAUAGUAAAGAUUUAAGGAUGAACUAAGUGUGGUUUUUAAGCAAACGUUUUCUUUUUCAAUAUAUUCAUCUAUUCUAGGUCGAAUAAUAAUAGAGAGUCUAUAUGUUAAAAAAAGAAAGUAGAUGUAACCAUCAAGGGAGAUAUUCGUCGAUUCUACCUUCUCGUUUUAAAUGUCGACAAAUUUUGAUUCCAUUUAAAAAAAAAAAAUAAAAAAUAGAGAAGAAAUCGAAAGAAACAAGACGAAUUAACUCGUGAUCUUAAGGAAAAUCAACAACUCGACGUCGCACUUUCGAUCGAUGAAUGUAGGUCAUCGGGCUACGGGCCUUGUCGACUCACCGUCGUGAAAUGUAUGUUACAGUCGUUCUCUAAUGUUCCCCGAGUACAUGCCGGUACGCGUUCGAAACACCUCCGUUCAAGGUGAAAGUUCAAAAUCUCGGUUAACAGUCCUCCCCUCCGGUGACCGCGAAAAUCGUAUUUUCCAUUUAAUAUGUUUCUUCGUUUUGCAAACUCAUACUUUUUUAAAAUGGUAUUAUCUAUAUAUAUCAUGUUAAGCUUAUUUUUGCGUUUAACAAAUUUCUAUGGAAAUUUCUAUGGGGAACAUUUUAUUACGUUCAUUAUAAAUAAUCAUAAUCGUCGGAUAAUUUGUUAUAACAUCCUUCGAUACAUUUGAACGGUGUUGCUUAGCGAAUAGUAAUACAUAAUUCAGUAAUAUAUCUUAGACGAGUAAAAUAAGUAGAGCGUGUGCUUUUCAAGAAAGACGCUCAUUGUUACGAAGUAUAAUACCUAUGCAGUGACGCUACUGCCAAGCCAUAAAGCACGUCCAUUUUGCUCCUAUCUCGCGUGCACCAUAUUUUUUAACGAUUAAUUUAUUAUUUUUUUUUUUUCUGUAUAAAGAGAGUAGAGAGUUCCGGUACAAUGGAGCCUGAUGUUUGUUCACAACGAGCGAUCAUUAAAAAUCACUCAAUCCGAUGUACAUGUGUAUGUGUUAUUUUUUUUUCUACACCGAACG
This is a messenger RNA of Polistes dominula (European paper wasp), 7209 nucleotides long. RefSeq lists its product as uncharacterized. The record is from RefSeq and is a predicted model, not a curated record. NCBI's taxonomy places the organism in Eukaryota, Metazoa, Arthropoda, Insecta, Hymenoptera, Vespidae. Gene Ontology annotation, molecular function: RNA binding.